CUCCCACUUUUCCCUCUUAGGAUCUGUAAUACGCCUCCCAAGUGGAUCUCGUUUCUUCGGGAAGCACUGCUGUGCAGCCCAGUCUCAUGCAUGUUUACUCAGAAGCCCAGGAGUGGCCUGACUUGAGAGCUGCUUCCUGCUUUGAAGUGCAUCGUGGUAACACCUGAGAGAGUCCCAGGAGUGUCCCAGUUUACGCCUCCAUUCCCUCUGUCUUCCACAGGCAGCGCAAUGGCCUCAGAGGCACCGUUUGGACCGUCUCAUCUUAGGGGUGGGAUGGAAAGAGGUUCCAGGCAGCUCCCUCAGGCCCUCUUGACCUUUGAGGAGGUGGCUGUGUUUUUUACGGAGGAGGAGUGGGCUCUGUUGGAUCCAGGCCAAAGAGCUCUGUACAAGGAAGUCAUGGAGGAGAAUUAUGAGAUGGUGGCCUCUUUAGAAUCAGACCUCAGUUCCUGUUGGGAAGAAAGACAAGAUCCAUUUCUCCUGGUCCCUAAAGAAGGGGAGAUAUCAGAAGGUAAUGGGGAGAGGAGAGAGAAUUAUGAGGAGCCGUCAGGAAAUGUGGAGCAUGAAGCAGGGAAAGAGACACUUGUAAAUCAGCUGUCACGCCAAAAGCAUGUAGGCAGAAACGUGUCAAAUAAUGAGAAAAGGAAGUCUUCCACUACUCAGGACAUUGGUGUCCAUGUAACCCUGAACUCACAGGAGGAAUGCACAGGAAGAAGCAGUGUGGAGUGUGAAAAGAGCUUCACUCAGAGUGGAAGCGUUGGUUUGCAUCAAAGAACCCAAACGGGGAAGAAAGCGUUUCAAUGCACAGAAUGUGGAAAGAGCUUAAGCAGUGCUGGUAACCUUAUUAAGCAUAAGAAAACCCACAGAGGGGAGAAACCAUUCAAAUGCAUGGAGUGUGGAAAGAGCUUCAGCCAGAGCGGAAACCUUAUUGCCCACCAGAGAAUCCACACUGGGGAAAAACCAUUUAAAUGUAUGUUGUGUGGAAAGAGCUUCAGUCUCAAUCACCAUCUUACUUUACAUCAAAGAACCCACACUGGGGAGAAACCGCAUAAAUGCAUGGAGUGUGGAAAGAGCUUCUGUACAAGCAGUUUGCUUAUCGCACAUCAAAGAACCCAUACUGGGGAGAAACCAUUUAAAUGUAUGCUGUGUGGAAAGAGUUUCAGUCUCAAUCACCAUCUUACAAUACACCAAAGAGUGCACACUGGGGAGAAUCUGCAUAAAUGCAUGGAGUGUGGAAAGAGCUUCAGUUAUAAGAGUGCACUUACUUUACAUCAAAGAACCCACACUGGGGAGAAACCAUUUAAGUGUAUGGAGUGUGGAAACAGCUUCAGACAAAGAAGAAGCCUUACUGCACAUCAAGGAACCCACACUGGAGAGAAACCCUAUGUAUGCAUGGAGUGUGGAAAGAGCUUCAGUUGUAGGAGUGCAAUUACUGUGCAUCAAAGAGCUCACACUGGGGAGAAACCAUUUAAAUGUAUGGAGUGUGGAAAGAGCUUCAGUCGGAAUGGAAGCCUUACUACACAUCAAAGAACCCACACCGGGGAGAAGCCGUUUGAAUGCAUGGAGUGUGGGAAGAGCUUCAACCGGAGGACUGCACUAACGGUACAUCAAAGAGAGCACACUGGGGAGAAACCAUAUGAAUGCAUGGAGUGUGGAAAGAGCUGCAGUUGUAGGAGUGAACUUACUUUACACCAAAGAACCCACACGAAGGAGAAACCGUAUGAAUGCAUGGAGUGUGGAAAGAGUUUCAGUUGUGCGAGUGCACUUACAUUUCAUCACAGAACCCACACUGGGGAGAGACCAUUUAACUGCAUAGAGUGUGGAAAGAGCUUCAGAUAUAGCGGAAGUCUUACUGUACAUCAAAGAGCCCACACUAGGGGAAACCAUUAAAAUGUAGAGAGUGUGGAAAGCGCUUCAGUGGGAGUGAAGACCUGACUGCAUCUGAGAACUCACACAGGGGAGAACGCCUCUAAGUGAUUGGAUUACAGUGGUGCCUCGCAAGAUGAAAUUAAUCCGUUCCGC
Podarcis muralis (Common wall lizard) is the source of this 2019-nucleotide messenger RNA. The record is from RefSeq and is a predicted model, not a curated record. NCBI's taxonomy places the organism in Eukaryota, Metazoa, Chordata, Lepidosauria, Squamata, Lacertidae.